AUGGAUCACGUCUACUACACGUCGAAAAUCAUCGGGCCCGGCGACGCGGGGGCCGCAGACGCGUGGGUCAACACGGAGCUGGCCAACAAGGACGAGUGGAAGACCUCCGGCUUCCUGUCCGCCGCGCGCUGCCGAGCUGAGAGAGUGAAUCUUUCCUUUGAUUUUCCGUUCUACGGUCACACGUUGAAGGAAGUCACCGUGGCAACCGGAGGCUUCAUUUCCACCGGCGAGCUCAUCCACCGCUUGCUCACGGCCACCCAGUACGUCGCGCCGCUCAUGGCCGACUUCGACCCCGCCCUCUCCGGCGACGCCUCCGUCUUUUACUUUGAUAACGGUUCCGCCCUGGUGGUGCAGUGGACGCGCCUCCACCUGCAGGACAAGCCCCAAUCGGGCGCGUUCACCUUCCAAGCUGCUCUGCACAGCGACGGCCGCAUCGUCUUCGCCUACAGAGAGAUUCCUGUUGACAUCAGAGACAUCAGCAGUGAGAAUCACCCGGUCAAAGUGGGCCUGUCGGACGCUUUCGUGGUGCUUCACAAGAUCCAGCAGAUCCCGAAUUUGCGACGGAGAACCAUUUAUGAGUACCACAAGGUGGAAAUUCUCAAGUCCAAAAUCUGCAACGGCACCACGAUAGAGAUGCUCCCUCUCCCAACGUGCCUGCAGUUCUCCAGCUGUGCUCCGUGUGUCACUUCUCAGAUUGGCUUCAACUGCAGCUGGUGCUCCCGCUUGCAGAGAUGCUCCAGCGGCUUUGACCGGAACCGCCAGGACUGGGUGGACCACGGAUGCCAGGACAAGAGACGAGAUCUCCGUUGCCUGAGAGUCCUCGACAUCACAGACACAUCAUCGCGCCGGCUCACGCCGGGGCCCACCGCCGUCGUGGCGUCGGCGGCGACGUCGGCGCAGCGGAAGACCUCCGGCCCGACCGCCGUCCCUCUUGGCAAAACCUCCCCUGCCGCAAACCAGCCGCCGGGGAGCGGCGGGAAGGACGCGUCCGGCCCUUCUUCCUCCACCGGCCCGCCUGCAGCGGGCGGCGAGGACGAGGACACGGGCCAAAGGGAGCAGGCGGGUCUACUGGCGGGCGUGGUCGUGGUCUCGGUCGUCAUGGUGACGGGCAUCCUGGUGUCCGUCUACGUGUACAAUCACCCCACGUCGACCGCCAGCCUCUUCUUCAUGGAGCGGCGACCGGCCCGUUGGCCCACCAUGAAGUUCCGCCGCGGCUCAGGCCACCCUUCUUACGCCGAGGUGGAGCCCCCGGGCGUGGACGGAGACGGCGCGGCGGUCAUCGACCCCAAGCAGUCGUUCGUCAUGGCCAUCAGACGAGAGAGCGAGCAGAAGGAGGGCUUCAUCGUGCCUGACCCGAGGGAACGCUUCCUCUGCUCCGGGACCUCUUAACCUGGACUACCACUCCCAGAAUGCUUUGGGAUGAAAGCUCUUUCUUACAUUCAAUACCUCUGUGAGGAAACAUGAGUAUUUUUUUGAUGCAGACUUUGCCUUUGCCAGUGGACUGCUUUAAUGUGAUUUGCAAAGACAAAUACAGACUGACUUUCUGGCCAAGAUCGCUGUUAUGUGUCAGCGUUCUCUCCCGGAGAAACUUCUUUCCGAUGAUGGAAUGUCUUCACCCAGCGGUGUCAUUUCCUCUUUUCCAAAAUACAAACAAAAUUCCUCACGUUGUCCGCCUUCCAUGUGCAAGGUUCAAAAGGUCUUCGCUGCCAUUCAUCUUCAAGCAUGCCUUUAUUUUCAACUGAUUACUGUAUUCCACUUUACAGUUAUGUACACUAAUAUGACAUAUCGACAUGGGGGAGUAAAAAUAUGCAUUGCUUU
This is a messenger RNA of Hippocampus comes (tiger tail seahorse), 1818 nucleotides long. RefSeq names its product plexin domain containing 2a (gene plxdc2a). The coding region runs from base 1 to 1389 and encodes 462 amino acids. NCBI's taxonomy places the organism in Eukaryota, Metazoa, Chordata, Actinopteri, Syngnathiformes, Syngnathidae. The transcript is spliced from 11 exons. The record is from RefSeq and is a predicted model, not a curated record.